Mangifera indica (mango) is the source of this 2045-nucleotide messenger RNA. Its product is annotated as pentatricopeptide repeat-containing protein At1g28690, mitochondrial. The coding region runs from base 256 to 1830 and encodes 524 amino acids. The transcript has a single exon. Gene Ontology annotation, molecular function: RNA binding; protein binding. Gene Ontology annotation, biological process: RNA modification. The record is from RefSeq and is a predicted model, not a curated record. Lineage: Eukaryota; Viridiplantae; Streptophyta; Magnoliopsida; Sapindales; Anacardiaceae.
CCUUACCUUGCUUUGCCUUGGUUUUAUCCUAGUUUUUGGCUCUCUGGCUUUCACUUCUCAAAGGCCGUAGACAUUCAUGUUUGGGCUAAGAUACCAGAAAUCGUCGGCUUCAUCUUUGGGCUCAAGUUUGCAUUGUAGCACAAAAGAUGUGCUAAAUUGCUAGUAGCCUGUGAAAAAACCUGAUGAAAGAAUUGGAAUUUAAUAUGUUUGAGCAAUCAGUGCCUGAAAAUUAACAAGAAGAUUGGUAUCCAACAAAUGCCAAAACUACCCAGAAUCAGGCCCUCCGAUUUCUCAUCAACCCAUAACCAAACGUUCCGUUCAAAACCACAAGAUUUUGAUCAUCUGUCUUACCCAUCAACUGCUACUUCAUUAUCUUCAGCUCUCCAACACUACAUCAAUUCAGAUACUCCAGUUUAUGGCCGAAACAUCCAUACUUACAUAAUUAAAACUGGGUUUAGACCCAAUACUAAUGUAUCCAUCAAGCUAUUGAUAUUGUACUUGAAAUGUGGCGUUCUCGAGUACGCAAGUCAAAUGUUUGAUCAAUUGCCGCAACAAACUUUGUCAGCCUAUAAUUAUAUGAUUGGUGGUUACAUAAAACAUGGGAAGAUUGAAGAGUCGUUUAGUUUAGUGCGGGAUUUGAUUUCCUCUGGUGAAAGGCCGGAUGCAUAUACGCUUUCAAUGCUUUUAAAGGCGUCCACUUGUUGCUGUAAUAAUGUGCAGUUGUCCCGUAGUUUAGGGAGAAUGGUGCAUGCCCAGAUAGUGAAAUGUGAUAUUGCAGCUGACGAUGUGCUUUAUACGGCACUUGUUGACACGUAUGUGAAGAGUGGGAAGGUUGGCUAUGCGAGGACUGUCUUUGAUUUGAUGUUAGGGACAAAUGUUAUUUGUUCUACAUCCAUGAUUUCGGGAUAUAUGAAUCAAGGUUUUGUAGAAGAAGCUGAAGAGGUCUUUAGUAGAACUGUGGAAAAAGAUAUUGUUGUCUACAAUGCUAUGAUCGAAGGUUAUAGCAAAUUGAUUGAAACCGCGAAAAAGGCACUUAGGAUGUACGUGGAUAUGCAAAGGUUUGGCUUUCAGCCUAAUAUUUCAACUUUUGCUAGUGUAAUUGGGGCUUGCUCCGUAUUGACAGAGUUCGAAUUUGGUCAACAGGUACAGAGCCAACUUAUGAAGACAGAGUUCUUUGAGCAUGUAAAAAUGGGCAGUGCUCUUGUGGAUAUGUAUUCAAAAUGUGGAAGAAGUGAGGAUGCACGGAGAAUUUUUGAUUACAUGCCGGAAAAGAAUGUUUUUACCUGGACUUCUAUGAUUGAUGGUUAUGGGAAGAAUGGGAACCCCAAUGAGGCACUUGAACUUUUUUGUAGGAUGCAAGAAUGUAAUGUGGAACCUAAUUAUGUGACCUUCCUUGGUGCUCUUUCAGCCUGUGGGCAUGCUGGCCUAAUCGACAAAGGUUGUGAGAUCUUCGAGAGCAUGGAGAGAGAUUAUUCAGUUAAACCAAAUAUGGAGCAUUAUGCUUGCAUGGUUGAUCUCUUGGGACGAGCAGGGAGUCUGGAACUGGCAUUAAAUUUUGUGCUCAAAAUGCCAGAGAAACCUAACUCUGAUGUUUGGGCAGCUCUGCUUAGUUCAUGUAGCCUGCAUGGUGAUACAGAAAUAGCAAAUAUAGCUGCCAGUGAAAUCUUUAAAUUAAAUGCUAAUAACAGGCCGGGGGCAUAUGUUGCACUAUCCAAUACUUUGGCAGCUGCUGGGAAAUGGGAUAGCGUAAGUGAACUUAGGGAGAUCAUGAAGUUCAGAGGCAUACUGAAAAACACAGGCUGCAGUUGGGUUGGGUCUGAAAGUAGUUAAUGUCUCUGCAUCAUUGAAAGGAGUCUUCCUGUCUUCCCUGGAACCCAGUUCCAUGACUCAGGCGCUGUCUCAAUUUGUUGUUUUUGUAUUUAUUGAUUGCAUGUGAAACGUUGGCUGAUAUGGAGUUCUUAUUAGUUUGAAAAAUGCUUUGGAUUAAUGCUGUUAAAACCAGAAGAUUUUACCUAAUAACAACUUCGAAUUACUGACUCUUUAAA